Molecule: messenger RNA, 16990 nt
Organism: Lytechinus pictus (painted urchin)
Lineage: Eukaryota; Metazoa; Echinodermata; Echinoidea; Temnopleuroida; Toxopneustidae
Product: MAM and LDL-receptor class A domain-containing protein 2-like
Exons: 98
Coding region: 521-16732 (5403 amino acids)
Cellular component (GO): membrane
Molecular function (GO): protein binding
Source: RefSeq, a predicted model, not a curated record
GCCAUUUACUUGAUAAUGGUCUCUGAUUAAAACUAAACUUUUGUCCUCAGUAAUUUCCAUUGCUCUUAUUAUAGUUUUAGUAAUACUGAAGACAGGUUUAUGUGUUCGCUGAAUCGGGAUUUUCACGCAAGAAUGUUGCAUGUGAUGAGUGCGAUCCUCUCUCCGUCUUACGAAAAUAUCUAUCACUACAAUGUUAUUCAAAUAAUAUUUUCUUCGUGACAAAUUGGACAAAUCUUAAAGGAAACGUAUAUGGUCUUAUCUUCUUUAUAAGCAAAGUAACGCUGAUUUUGUUUGGAAGUUAAAGGAAAUAAUGAUCCUUGGAGACAAAAAUUUGCUCACUUAAGGAGCUCUAUAUUCGAUGGAUUCAGCCAACACACCAUCAAUGUAAAUUAAUACAUACAUAUAACCUUAUUUUGUGUAACGGUGCAAUAAUUUUACAGAGGUUCCUUGGACCUCAAAAGAGGGUAGUGUUUAGCAAGUCUUACAUCCAACUAUUCGAGUAAAAUUGUGUAAUGGCACGAUGAAGAUGCCUUCGACGAUCCGUUGUCUCAUCUAUCUGGCCUUCUCGUUGUCCAUGAUCAAAGCCGAUAGCAGCGUACCGGACUUUGACUGUGACUUCGAGGCGAGCUUCUGUGGUUGGGUUGUGGAUCCAGCAGGUGAUAUCCAAUGGACCAGGCUCUCAGGACCAACGCCUACUCCAGAUACUGGCCCAUCAUCCGACCAUACAUCAGGCAAAGGAUAUUAUAUUUACACUGAAACCGGUGAUAUGGACUACGGAGCAACGGCGACCCUGACGUCUCCAUCUAUUCCUCCGCUGGGAGUGGAUGGUGCUUGCGUGACGUUUUGGUACCACAUGCUUGGCAGCUACAUAGGAACAUUGACGGUAUACAAUCCUGUUAAUAAUGAACGCUGGAAGAAGACGGGUAACCAAGGUAAUAUGUGGCUGCAGGCAAAUGUCUGGUUAGAAUCGUCCGCUUCAGUUACCCAGGUUUACAUCAAGGCUAUGAUUGGUGGAGACUACUACUCUGACAUCGCUAUUGAUGACGUCAUGAUCCAAAACGGCCUAAUCUGCGAAGAUGCAUCACCCGGUCCCAAUGACUGUGAUUUUGAGAUCGAUCUCUGUUCCUGGCACCAGGAGAUUAGCAGGGAUGAUAUAGAUUGGGAUCGAGUAUCGUACGCAAUCAACCCCAAUCCUUUAGGACCACCGGCUGACCAUACAAGGGGCGAUGAAACAGGUUAUUACAUGAUGGUGGCCGAGUCAACCAACUUUGAUGACGAAACAGCGAGACUGGUAUCCAAUACUAUUCAAAACACUGAUGACUUGGGCGCGUGUUUGGAGUUCUGGUACCACAUGGAUAAUACGUAUAGUAUAGUGUUGAAGGUCCUAAAAUGGAUUAGUGGUCCAAGUGAUGACCAGGAGGUAAAAUGGCGGAAGGAGGAGGCACGUGGUCCAGGAUGGCAUCAGGUCUACAUACACUUUACGGAGAAACAAUUAUACACGAUAACCUUUGAAGCCACAAGAGAUUUUGUCAGCGACGGUGCAGUUGCAAUUGAUGACGUCACUCUUAAUGACGGGAUAUGCCCUACGCCAAAUAAAUGUGAUUUUGAGAAUGGUGACUGCAAUUAUUCCCCUGGUGCUGGGACAGAUUUCUUGUGGACUGUGGUACAGGCAAACUCGGGUGACCCUGUGCCCCCGAUGGACGUGUCAUACAACAGUCCUGCAGGUCAUAUGAUUUUUGCUGACAUGUCAUCAGUCCAGUCAAACAGCCAGUUAGGGAUAGUUGAGACAGGUUUGCUAGAUCCUACAGACAGUAGCGGUAGAUGUUUUCAGUUCUGGUACCAUCUUGGAACAAGCCGAGUGGUCAUUCUAAAGGUUUAUUUGGUUACAGAAGGGGGUCAAAGCACUAAACUUUGGGAAAUGGAUGAAGUCAGCGAUCCCAAUGAGUGGCAUGUUCAAGAAACAAACAUCAUUAGUACCAAUGAAAGAAUGAAGGUGUCUUUUGAGGCGAGCACGACUGAUUAUCGGCAGGUCAGUGGAAUUGCCGUUGACGAUGUUUAUUUCAAAGAUUAUCCAUGCCCUCUGGACCGCAGCUGUGAUUUCCAGAACAGUUUCUGCACCUGGAAGAAUGAUCAAGCCGACGAGGAAGACUGGUACAGACUUCAUGGAGCGACUCCAGAAUGGCCCAGUUCCGGCACUGACGUUGAUCAUACGUAUGGCAGAGAUUACGGCAUAUACAUUCAUGUGUAUCAUGGGCAGUAUGAUCCGAGUCCGAUUACUGCCAUUUUGAAAUCCACUGUCUUCACUGCUGAUAUAUCACGUUGUUUUGGAUUCUAUUACGUUCUGUUCGGUGAUCGUGUUGGGAGCAUUGAGGUUCAGGUACUUACCGAUAUCUCUGCAACACCAUGGAGUCUUCAAACACUAGAAGGCAAUUUGGUCUCUGGAUGGAAGCAGGCUUUGGUUCCUAUCCUCCAAUUCAAAGAAGCCUACUCGUACCAGAUCUUAUUGGUAGCACACAUACCUGGUGGAAUGGAUGGAGAACAGUGCGUUGAUGAUAUAACACUCGAGGACCGUGAUUGCUCUGAUCUACUAGCUCCAGAGAACCAGGGUUGCGAUUUUGAAAAUGGCUUCUGUUCGUGGGCCCAGGGAGCAAGCAGUGCCAACGGCGGAUGGAUACGAGCGUCAGGAGAAAUGCAAACCGACGAAGGACCAGGAUCGGAUCAUACAUUGGGGGACGAAAGGGGAUUCUAUGUGUACCUGGAUAGCUACAAUGGUGAGUGGGCGCAGCUGACCUCAUCACGAAUGCUUCAGGCAAGCCAAGAUGACGUUUGUCUUGAGUUUUGGUACCAGAGUUAUGGAUGGCCAAGUGGAAACAGGCUUACUGUCUAUGUACAGACAUCGGAAGGGCUUUCGACUUUAUGGGAAGAAACAGUACCUAUGGGGCCUCACUGGACCCAGGGGCUAGCUAAGCUUCGACAAUCUGGAGAGUUUGUGGUUAUUUUCGAAGGAGUUCAUGGCACAGGCUACGACGGGGUACUAGUCCUAGAUGACAUCGAUUUCACAAUUGGUGAAUGUAAGAUACCGAAUUACUGCGGAUUCGAAAAUGGUCAAUGUGGUUUCAGUCAAUCGCCAAGUGAUGCGUUGCUAUGGCAACUGUCUUCCUCAAAUUCCAGUUCAUCCCAAGUCAUUCCACCUUAUGAUUCAACUUUUCAGUUGCCUUUGGGUCAUUUUAUGUUUUUAGAUCUAACUGAUGUUCAAACUGUAAACCAGUUUGGGUUAUUAGAGUCAGGUGUCUAUUCUCAAGAGCCAAACCCCGAUCGUUGCCUUACAGUAUGGUUGUAUAUGUACACUUCCAUGGAUGUUAGCCUUACGGUUAACCAAGUAGGUGUUCCUUCGGAUAACGCUAAGGUUAUUCGAUCCUAUUCUGGGGUAGAUCUAUCGCAUGAGUGGUUCGUGUCUCAGAUCCAACUGUCGGUCAAUGAGGACUUCAAGAUCACAUUCCUCGUGAGGAGUCUUGACCCAACCAGCGAUGGAUCGGUAAGCCUUGAUGAUUUCAAGAUAGAAGAUGGACCCUGUCCGGUACCGGGUACUUGCGAUUUCGAGGAUGGGUUUUGCAUGUGGAAGAAUGAGGUUGAUAUGGAUGAUUUUGACUGGAUUCUCUAUAGGGGAUUAGAAGGUACAGGGACGGACAGUGGACCUUAUGGAGAUCAUACGAAGGGAAACCAAGAGGGCGUUUAUGCAAUAAUUUCCCCACCGGGACGCUCUGUGCAGGAUUAUGCAAUUCUCAAGUCGCCGGAAUUCCUGGCUGACUCCACCCGAUGUUUGAAGUUUUACACCUACCUAAACUAUGAGCUUACGGGUAGGUUGGACGUUCAAGUCCUGCCAAGCACGGAUGCAGUUGGUGAAGUUGUCUUAUCCCUCGAGGGGAAGCAAGGAUCUUCUUGGAAAGAAUCAUUGGUUACUUUGAAUAUCACCGGCACAGAGUCGUAUGUUAUCCUUUUCAACGCGAGUGUUGGCGCUGUUGAUGCUAAAGCUAACAUCGCUAUCGAUGACAUCGCUUUUUACCCCGGAGAGUGUACAGGACUUACAGACGUAUGUCAUUUCACAUCGGGAUUAUGUGACUGGAUGCAAGAGGAUGAAAACGAUGAAUUUGAUUGGUUGGUUGGCUCUGGGGAUGACACUCGCUACGGCAACAAUGAACAGCUUCCUGACCACUCAUUCGGAACCGUUCAAGGUGGAUACGCCUACAUUGAUAUGAGAGACGCGAGGAACCAACCGGGCGAUAGAGCCAGACUGGUCAGCUUAGAAAGGUCUUCUCCAAGAGAUGCUCAGGCCGAAUGCCUCACAUUCUGGUAUCAUCAAGAUGCCGAAGCCGUGUCCCUCAAUAUAUACAUGCAGUGGUUUGACAAUGGAACAUUAUUCAUCACUGACGACCAGCUCUGGUCGACCAUCGGAAACAGAGGGGAUUAUUGGUGGUUUGGAGGGGCGACUCUCAUAAGCAAAUUUCCUUAUCAGGCUGUCAUUGAGGGUAAGAUGGGAACGGGAAACACCGGUGGUUUGACAAUAGAUGAUGUUGAAUUCAGGACAGGACCUUGUGAUCCGAAAGGUCACUGUAAUUUUGAUCAUGACAUGUGUUCUUGGAGGAACGCUGCUGAUGAUGGUGUCGAUGAUGAUGAGAUUGCUUGGAUACGAGCUUCAGGAAGUACUGAAUCAACAGGCACAGGCCCGACCAAUGAUCACACCCGAGGAACGAAAGAAGGAUUUUAUAUGUACGUUGACGGCACGUUUACCUAUCCUUGGAGCAUAUCUACUCUGUAUAGCGAGAUAUUUGAUCAAACGCCCUCUAGCGGUGAUUGCUUCUCAUUCUGGUAUCAUUGGCUAAAAUCAACUGGCUCAACAACUCCACCGCUCACAGUCUAUCUCCGCCAGUACACUCCCCCAACAGUCAAUGAUCCUCAGGUUAUGUUUACGGUGAGCGGUGAAAGCAGUGAAUUCUGGAGAAGAGCUCAGUUUGACGUUGAGUCGCCAACCGAUUUCCAGAUUUUGUUCCAAGCCAUCUUGUCCAGCUCAGAUGACAUUGCUAUAGACGAUACAGUUCUCACCACAUCACCAUGCGAAGAGCCUAAUUUGUGGGACUGUACAUUCGAGGACGGUGAAUGUGGAUAUACACAGGUUGAUGAUGAUGAAUUUGACUGGUCACCUAAGAGUGGAGACACCUCAUCAAUUCUCACAGGACCCUCCUUUGACCACACACUAGGAACAGCACAAGGAUAUUACAUGUAUUUGGAAACGUCACAAGGACAGACAGGGAACAGCGCUAGACUUGCUAGCACCUUUGCACCUCCGGGUAAAUACUGCAUUAGUUUCUGGUUCCACAUGUUUGGCCAGACGAUUGGAUCUCUAAACGUAUACCUUCAGAGGAACGAGUCGGCUCUGGACCUGCCGGUCUGGACCAGGACCAGUUCUAGUGGAAAUAGCUGGAUAGAAGCAUAUGUCGAUGUGGUCGACAUUUAUACAUUUCGGGUUGUUUACGAAGCAGUCCGUGGGAGUAGUUUCACUGGAGAUAUAGCAAUUGAUGACGUUGGUAUGACGGAAGGUGAAUGUCCAGGGACUGAGGCAUGUGAUUUUCAACACGAUGAUAUAUGCAGGUAUCAACAAGAACCAACCAGUGAUGAUUUUGAUUGGAAACAAGGCUCUGGGAGUACCCUUUCAGCCGGUACAGGUCCAACAACAGAUCAUACGUAUGGGACUACAUACGGCAAGUACAUGUACAUUGAUUCAUCUGAACAGAGUCCAAGCGAUAGGGCGCAGCUGUAUACCAAGAUGACUGAUCCAGAUCCAAGCGGGUUCGCGUGUUGGAGAUUCUUUUACCACAUGAACGGUGCUGGCGUUGAUACACUACGAAUUCUGUCUGACAUUGAUGGAACACAAAGUGAACUAUUAACUUUGGUUGGUAACCGUGGAAACAAAUGGUUUUCAACACACGCUGAAGUUGUGGCUUCAUCAAGAUAUCGUGUAGUAUUCGAAGCAUCAGUAGGCAACGCCAAAGAUACAGGGGAUAUAGCAAUCGAUGAUGUUGAUUUCCGAGCUGGCCUCUGCGGUCAUGAAUUGUCAUGCACCUUUGAGAGUGAUCUUUGUCUCUGGGAAAAUGUUGCUUAUGGGGAUAGUUCAGACUGGCAACGGAUCUCUGGGUUGACGGUUACAGGUACUACAGGGCCUAAUGUUGACCAUACUACUGGGACAGAGUCAGGUUAUUAUAUUUAUUUGGAGAGUAACUCACUUUCACCGGGUUAUGCAGCUUGGCUGGUAUCACCUUCGUUUAGAAUGGAAGACCUCUCCGCAGCCUGUUUUACAUUUUGGUUUCAUAUGUAUGGAUCUACAAUCGGAGAACUCAACGUUUACCUGGUCAAUGAAAGAACACUUGAGGAAACUUAUGUUUGGCGGCUGAACGGGCAACAAAACCCUGACCAGUAUACGUGGUGGCAGGGCAAGUUUGAACUCCUUGAUGAGGGCGUGACAACACCGGUACCUUCUUUAGGAGAUUCCUACGUGAUCAAGUUCGAGGCUGUCCUCGGCUACUUCAAUUACGGUGACAUUGCUAUUGAUGAUCUGGAUGUUGAAACUGAAGCAUGCGCAGUAUAUCCCAAAUCAGCUGAACCAUCGUUACAAGAGUCGGCAAGCUGUGAUUUUGAAGUGAAUCGAUGUGGCUGGUUUGAUGUUGAUGAUGAUCGCCUGGACUGGCUGAGAUACCGAGGACAGACCCCAACGUAUGACACCGGACCUUUCAAGGAUCAUACAACCGGAAACGGAUUCUAUUUAUUGUUUGAGUCAUCUUCAGGACAGCAGGGAUAUAGUGCCGGCGUCAGGUCACCAGUAAUCCCUAGUGCCCAAGGUGCAUGUUUCAACUUCUGGCUCUAUAUGUAUGGCCAAACGAUGGGACAACUGGAGGUCUUGUUAUCCAGUGCCGACGGGACAGAAGAGCUUGCUCUAUGGCGGCAAGAUGGAACACUACAGAACGAAUGGGUGUACAGACAAAUAGAUAUCACAGUCGAUUAUGACUUCCGGAUUAUUUUCAACGCGUAUCGUGGUUCCAGUGCGUACGGCGAUAUUGCCAUUGAUGAUCUAUCUUUUGACGAAUCGUUUGCUUGCCCCCACCUUCAGGAGUGUUCCUUCGAGACGGAUUAUUGCGGCUGGUCACAGGAAACUGUUCAAGAUGACUUUGAUUGGAAGAGAACUCGAGGAAAAGAUCAUUCGGAUAUCCCAAUUGAUAAAACAACUGGGGUAAACACAGGGUACUACGCUUGGCUUGACACCACAACGAACACUAUUGACGGCCAGACUGCUAUCCUAUUCAGCCCAACUUACAUCCUGACAUCAAUUCCUCAUUGUCUUCGGUUCUGGUACUACCAUGAUGGAAUUGGCGCCCUCACCGUUCAUUCUCGCCAAUCAGGAACGUAUUCAGAUCCAUUAUGGGCUGCACCCCCUGAAGGCAUUACGAGCUGGAGGUUCGGAAGCAGUACGGUGACCGACGCCAAUAGUUUUCAGGCCGCUUUCAAGGGCACCGUAGGUUCCAGUCCAGGAUCCCUAAUGGCGCUUGAUGAAGUUCGGAUAGACGUGGGGGCAUGUCAGCCACUAGGAUAUUGCACGUUCGAGGAGCCUAUAUGUGAUUGGUUCAAUGUUGAAUAUGACGAUUUUGACUGGACAUUACUUAGCGGUAGCACACCCAGCAGUGGUACAGGGCCGGUCAAUGACCACACACUUGGUAGCCCUCUUGGUCAUUACCUUUAUAUAGAAUCAUCCAACUCUCACAGUGACUACCAGGCGAUAUAUGAGUCAGUUGGCUUCCCUCCAAGAAUAGAUGGAUGUUUCUCGUUUUGGUACCACAUGUAUGGCAAGGAACUAGGAAAUUUAAAUGUUUAUACGGAAGAGUUGUCAUCCGGCAAAAGAGAUCUCAUUUGGAGUAUGAAAGGGGAUCAAGGAACAGCUUGGAUCCCAGCGAAGGUUGAUACAUCUGUGGGUGUCUAUCACAAGAUAUUCUUCCAAGCGAUUGACCAUUCUAACCAAGGAAGCUAUACUGGCGAUAUUGCCCUGGAUGAUUUAGAAUAUUUGGAUCAUAACUGCAAAUAUGUCCCGCCCCCUACCGACCCUCCUACCAUACCAUCAGUCACUGUCACACCCCUCCCGUGGGAUUGCACCUUUGAAGGGGGUACAACAUGUACCUGGACCCAAGGAACCAACGAUGAUUUUGAUUGGACCAUUCAAAAUGGUAGCACACCGACUAUUGGAACAGGCCCCUCGGCAGAUCACACAACUCAAACUCCAUACGGUAAAUAUGCAUUGAUUGAUGCCAUGUCAGGCAAUGAAGAAGAUGUAGCUCGUCUAUACAGCGAUGACCUACCAAUAGGAACUCAAAUGUGUCUAACAUUCUGGUAUCAUAUGUACGGUGCACACGUUGGAUCGCUAAAUGUUGGCUAUGGAAACACUGAUGGAAACGAAGAGGGUACAGUGAUUUGGACGAAAUCAGGAACACAGGGGUACGACUGGAUUCUGGGACGAGUGGCCAUUGUUGCCAGAGAAACAAACCCAAAGGUAUAUAUAGAGGGAGUGGCAGCCGCUGGUUACCAAGGUGACAUUGCAAUUGAUGACAUCAUUAUGGUCUAUGGAUCCUGUCCGGCUUUGUUAUUCUGUGACUUCCAACCCGAUGAUGCGUGCGGAUUUAUCAAUUCGGAUACUGAUGAACUGGACUGGACUAGAGACCGUGGUUUAACAUCAGUUUCCACUGGACCACAGCUUGACCAUUCUUACGGAACGGCAGAAGGGUAUUAUAUGCGUAUAAAGACCGGGCAGCGCACGAGAAUAAAUGAUAUGGGAAGGCUUUGGACCCCUGAGUAUCCUACACCCCUAAGCGGAUACAGAUGUGCUGAAUUCUGGUUCGUGAUGAGUGAUGUGUUUGGUGAAUUCUCCCUCGAAGCUGUGUAUCUGGAUGAGAAUAAUUACAUCAUACCAAGUGGAAUAAAGGGAAUAUACUCGGAUCCAACGACUGGUUUUUGGCGUAAGGCAUCAUUGGAGGUCCCCUCUGAUCGAAGAAAUAUGUUUGCAUUUACCUUGAUCAUCGAAGAUGAAAUCUCAGGAGCCUUUGUGGCUAUAGAUGACUUCUAUGCAAGGAACGGUCAAUGUGGCGGUCAGCUAGGUUCAUGUGAUUUCGAAGUGGAUACAUGUGACUGGACCAACACACAGAUGGGUGAUGAGACAGACUGGCGAAGGUAUAGUGGUUCGACGGACAAUGAUGGAAGUGGUCCGGACUUUGACCAUACCACCGGCACCCAUUCAGGGUGGUACAUGUACAUGGAUGCUCUGUUUGGUGGCCUAGGAAGCAGGGCUAGACUAGAGUCUGCCAGCCUCUAUCCCCCAGAAGACUUCGUCUGCUUCAGUCUCUGGUAUCAUAUGGCAUGUCCGGGGGACAGCAAGAAUACACUAACGGUGGCCUGGGAAACACCAGCUCUAACCCACGUGGUGUGGUCUUUUACUGGAGUAUCAGAAGAUGAAUGGAAUUAUAGGCAAAUCAGCUUCGUGGUUACUGAAGAAUAUAGGAUGAUGAUAGAAGGACUGAUAACCGGAACAGAAUCCUGUGACAUUGCCAUCGAUGACCUGUAUCUAUUUAAUGGUGCUUGUAGUGCUGAUACCACCCCUCCACCACCAUUCACCUGCCUAACAGGAGAUGAGAAGGUGGAUGCAAGUAAGGUCUGUGACAUGAGAUCCGAUUGUACCGAUGGGUCUGAUGAAAUCAAUUGCGGAGUGUGUACAUUCGAGGAGGAUCAAUGCGGAUAUACCAGUGAUCCGGCAGGCAUGUUUCCGUGGAUAAGGCAAGGGGGCGGAGUCUCCACAACACCUCCUCCCACCCUCUUUCUUCCUCCUGCAGAUUUCGAAGGCGCUAGUGGAACAUACAUGAUUGUGGAUAACACUGCGAUUCCAGUUGUGGGCGGAGCCUAUCCCAGGCUCCUCGGUCCCUGGAUACAAGAGGCGGGGUCUAGCUGCGUCAUGCAGUUCUGGUACUACCUUUCGUCAAACGACUAUAUCGCCGUCUCGUACACGACCUCACCCAUUGAGGACACCAUCAUGUAUCGGACUUCUAUGAGGGGAUACUGGCAUCGAGGAAUAUUUACUGUUGGCAGAAUCGUGAACCCCUUCCAGAUUAACAUAAUCGGUUUACCCGGAGUGGGCGGACUUGGUAGCAUUGUAGCAGUCAGCGAUGUUCUUCUGUCGAACUGUGGAUUCCGUGAAGCCGAGGAAUCCUGUGGAGUUGGUGAAUUCACCUGUACGAACAGGGCAUGUAUUGACAUGGACCGAGUAUGUAACUUUGCUGAUGACUGCGGUGAUUACUCGGACGAAAUGCAUUGUGAUGAGGAGAAGCAUACAGCUAGAUGUGACUUCCAGUCCAAUCUAUGUUCCUACACGCACUUACCUGGGGAUUAUCUGUGGAUCAGAACGUCAGGAGCAACCACAGUCGACAAGCAGUACGCCCCCACACGAGAUCAUACGUCCAACUCCGCAGGGGGUCAUUACCUUCUCGCGGAUGCAUUGGCAUCAUCAGCGGGUGAUGUUGCUCGCAUCGCCUCACCCACGUUCAUUCGCACGGGGCUCACAUCUACUUGCAAGAUUCGUUUCUUCUUCUUUGGUAACGGACCUGACACUGGGAUUAUAAACAUCUACACUCGGUCGUCAGAUGGCGGCCCUCUUGACCGUCUGGACACGCUCUCGAACUUUGCUACGGAUAGCUUUUCUUAUUACGACGAGGAUUUGGUCGUUUUAGAUGAUUUUCAGGUUGUAAUCGAAGCUGUAGCUGGCAGCGGUCGUAACGGAGCCAUUGCCAUAGAUGAUAUCAGCUUCAUAAACUGUCCGCUUUCGAAUAAUCCACUUCCGGGUGGCAGCACACCAGCUCCGCCCACCACCCCCAUCCCCUGUCCUAUACCCUCUGAUUACCAAUGCGGUGAUGGUCAGUGUAUCCCUAAGGAUCAAGUCUGUGAUUUCAUCGUGCAGUGUAACAAUGGACGAGAUGAGCAAAAUUGCGGUGCAUGUGAGUUUGAUGACUUGCAGACGUGUGGGUCAGAAAACUUUGGGUGGCGUUUAAGAGAAGCUGGUUCCGACAUUGAUUAUCUUCCGACGGAUCACUUCAAUAACGGUUCAGAUCCGGGUUUUUAUCUAGAGAGUAUCUACGGCUACAACACAUUGACAACCCCUCUGAUUGGACCUCCCGGGUCUGCGUGCCAGGUUCAGUUCUAUUACUAUAUGAGCAAUGCAACAAGUCAAUUAGAACUGAGGGUACGAGUAGAAGAUGGACCCCAACUCUUUGUGGUGAGGGGUACGGAAAAUCCUGGUACAUGGGAGUAUGGAGUUGCAUUUGUAGGAGAAUUCGAUGAAAAGAUUAAGAUUAGCUUUGAUCAUGUGUACCUGUUCGCUAUUGAAGGCCUGGGCUUUACUAUGGCUCUUGAUGGGAUCAGCUAUCUUCAGUGCCUUGGAAACAUGUCCGUUUCCCCAGAUAUAAGCUGUACCUUUGAAGAUGGUCUAUGCGGUUACAUGCAAGGUUUGUCUCCAGAUGAAGACGAUUUUGAUUGGGUAAGAGCGAGAGGCGAAACCGAUUCUACUCAUACCGGACCUCGCUUUGAUCAUACUUCUGGCACAGGUUACUAUAUGUAUAUCGAAGCAGAUGGCCCAGCUGACGGUCAGAAAGCAAUCCUUAAGUCCCACCCACAGCGAGCUACCACUGGAGACGGUGUUUGCCUGACAUGGUAUUAUCACAUGUACGGACCCGACGUAGACAGAUUCAAUGUCUACAUUCAACAGGGUAGUCAGGCCACGCCCAUCUUCAAACGGCAAGGCACGCAGGGUAACCAGUGGAAGUACGCACAAUGGACUGUGACGUCAAACAUCGCAUGGGGGGUCACAUUUGAAGCAUAUCGAGGACUUGGUGCUGCCGGGGACAUAGCUAUCGAUGACGUCAUUGUUGAAGAUAGCGCAUGCUCUGCAUACCGAACGUGCGAUUUUGAGAUUAACUAUUGUUCUUGGACACAAGAUUAUGACGAUAAUUUUGAUUGGAACAUCGGUAACAACGGUUCACCCGCGGAAGGAACAGGGCCUACUAUAGAUCAUACGAUGGGAACUAAUCUAGGAAUGUUUGCUUACGUGUCUACGGCCAAGCCUCCCCGGUCGGCCGGUGAAGUAGCCCGUUUAUUCAGUCCGGUGUAUCCGGCAGCAGUCAGCGAAUGUUUUACAUUCUGGUAUCACGUCUAUGGAGAUGACAUCGGAACCUUAGAGAUACUCAUCUUUGACACUAUCUCGGAGAUAUCAACUAACAUCUGGCAGGCGAAAGCUCAUGAGAAUAUAUGGCAUUAUUCACGUGCAUCAAUCAUACCAUCGCAUCCAUACCAGAUUGUGGUGAGUGCUACCCUCGGGACUGGUAACUUCGGUGACAUUGCCAUAGAUGAUCUCUCACUCCUUGAUAACUCCUGCACCAGACCAGGUUUCUGCGAUUUCGAGCAAGAUAAAUGUGGAUGGACGGAUGAAAGAGAAACAGAUACUAAGGAUUGGUUACGCAAUAACGGCGUAACUCCAUCCCCAUAUACUGGACCAUCAUUCGAUCACACAACGGGAACUGAACAAGGGAUGUACGUGUAUUUUGAAGCAGAUAAUGGAGUAUCGAAUAGUUGGGCGGACCUGAUCGGUGAAAUCCUCAGUCCGACUUCAGGAUCGUGCCUCACAUUCUGGUACCAUAUGUUUGGUAAUGCUGUUGGUAGUUUAGAAGUGUAUACCAUGGAUGAAGAUGACAAGGAGUUUGGUCCUAUCUGGAGCACAUCAGGUGCACAAGGGGAUGUAUGGAUCAUGGGUAGUGCUGACGUCACGUUCGAUCGAGAGUUCAGGAUUGUUUUUAGGGCUACUGGUACAGACGGGACAGAAGGUGAUAUUGCCUUGGACGACAUUGAUAUACAAAUAGGAGAAUGCAGCGAUGGAGGGGGACCAACAACUAUACCAGUAGUUUCAAUGGCCUGUACGUUCGAAAGCAACCUAUGUUCAUACAGCCAACUUGAUAAUGACCAAUUCGACUGGACCAGGACCUUCUGGUUCACCGACACUGAAAGCACUGGUCCAUCGUUUGACCACACCCGCGGGGACAGCAGCGGGUAUUACGUCUACAUAGAUUCAACAAGCCGUACCCCUGGCGACAGGGCACAGCUGGCAGCUCCAACACAGAACCCGACCGGCACGGGAUCACCCAAGUGCUUGGUGUUCUGGUAUCAUAUGUACGGGGCGGAAGUUGAUCGAUUGAACGUGUAUCUGAGGCUGUUCAAGUCAGGAGUGGUAGAGGAUGAUCUCAUCUUUACCAAGUAUGGCUCACAAGGAAAUCAAUGGAUCAAAGCAGAGAAAGAGAUCACCACGAAUUACAACUGGAUGAUUAUCUAUGAAGGUAUUAACGGAGGUCAAUAUGGUGAUAUAGCCCUGGAUGAUUUGAAUCUAUACGAUGGAGUAUGUCCACCACAAGUUGAGUGUGAUUUCGAGGUCGAUUUUUGUUUCUGGACACAAGAACCAUCUAGCUCGUGGAAAUGGCUAAGGAAUGCAGGUUCAACACCCGAUGAGAGCACUGGACCAUCACGUGAUCACUCAACAGGCACAUCGUUUGGUUACUACGCAUACGUGAGUGCUUCUACUGCUGAUACUGGUUCUAAGGCCCUUCUGUACAGUCCUAUCUACCUUGAUACAGAUUUGGAAUGCCUGAGGUUUUGGUAUCAUAUGUAUGGCAGUGACUUGGGUCAACUGACUGUCUAUACAGAAGACCAAGUCACACUCAGUAACAGUGAUCCUUUGUUCAUAAGAAAUGGUCCUUCUGAUGAUUCCUGGCGGUUUGGUCAGGUAGGUAUAUCAUCAUCUCAUCGUUAUAAAGCUGUCAUUGAAGCUACACGAGGUGAUGGUGUACAGGGAGAUAUCGCUAUUGAUGAUGUCGAGAUUAUUAGAGGGGCGUGUCCACCACCAGGAUUCUGCGAUUUCCAAAAUGAUCUCUGUGGCUGGUCCCAGGAGGUAGUCCAGGACCAGUGGGAUUGGCUUAGAACAUCUGGGGGAACAGACAGUCCUAACACAGGACCGCAGGUAGACCACACCUAUGGAACAGGGGAAGGUUUUUACAUAUAUUUUGAGAGCUCCUUUGUGACGUCAUCCGAUCUUGGACAGUCAGCCAUCUUAAAUAGUGAACAUUUCAGUCCUGUAGACUCUGCUUGCCUCAGCUUCUGGUACUAUAUGUAUGGAGAUGAUGUUGGUGAUCUCGAGGCUUGGAUGGACUAUACUUCCGGUCAACCAAGGAAGAAUCUUUGGUCUAAGGAAGGAGAGGAAUAUUUUGCAUGGAUGAAUGUUAAAAUAGAUCUCAACAGUCAGAGUGAAUUUAGGAUCCAACUUUCAGCUGUAGCACGAGUGGUUGGAGAUCAGGGUGACAUUGCAGUAGACGACUUAGACAUUGAAAUGAAAGGAUGUUCAGAUAUUGGAACAGCGCCCCCAAUGACCACAACUAAACCAACUGCCGCUCCUGUGCAAUCUAUCUGUAACUUUGAGGUGGAUUGGUGUGACUUCACAGUCUUGACGCCGACCUCACUCGCCUGGAAUCGAGGAUAUGGCAAACGAUCAUCAUAUAGUGGACCAUCAGUCGACCACACCCUAGGGAGUACCUCAGGAUACUAUGUAUAUCUGGAUACCUCUACUGGUGGCAGCGGGGACUAUGCCCAGCUUAUAUCAGGGACAAUAACGCCAAGCUCUGGUGGCGUCUGCCUAUUAUGGUGGUAUAACAUGAACGGACCUGAUAUCAAUAAGUUAGAGGUUUGGAAGUAUGAAUCAAUCAAGGAAUGGGUAAGGGCUGGGCACCAGGGACCGGACUGGAAGCAAGGACAGCUCUUCUUCACAGGCAGCUUCAGGGCUGAUUUCCAAGGUUAUAGAUCAAGCGGAGACAGAGGAGAAAUAGCAAUUGAUGACAUCUCAUUCAGUAGUGGAAAUUGCCCUCCACAAAGAUAUUGUGAUUUUGAGCAUGGUGAUUGGUGUGGAUUUGAUCAGGAUUACAAUGAUCAAGGAGAUUGGAAUGUUGGACCUAAUGGUUUCAGCUCCUUGGCCCUAACCUAUGGACCUGAUACAGAUCACACAUAUGGAACAAAUCUAGGCCAUUUCAUCUACGUGGACAGUGUUGUGAAUAAUGUCCAGGCCAAGGUCCGUCUUAUAUCACCAGUCUACCCGUCCACCUUUCAACGGUGUUUGAGACUGUGGGCUUUCAGAAGUGGAAAUAGUCCCCCUCAGUUGACAGCCACAGUGACCAUUGGGGAUUCAUCUUUGACACAGAUCUUAAAUAUCAAUGAGGGUGCUGGUGCAAACGUUUGGCUUGUGUAUGAAGUAUCACUUUCAAGCAGUCUACCUUACACGAUUGUUUUUGAGGCGACUGUUGGUUCUGAAGGAGUUCUUGCCCUUGAUGACAUCGACUUGAACAAAGACUACUGCUCUCCAGUCGGGUCAUGUGAUUUUGAAUAUGACACGUGCACCUAUUGGAAUGAGCCUUCUAACGACGAUUUUGAUUGGAUAAGAUGGAGUGGACAAACCCCGUCUUUGAAUUCAGGGCCAGAUACUGAUCAUUCUACGGGAACACCCGCAGGCGUUUACAUGUACAUUGACUCCGCCGCACCACGCCAAAAUGGUGAUAAUGCUAUAUUGAUUUCCCCAUCUGUUGAGGGAACAAAGUGCCUCUCCAUCUGGUACUAUGUGGAUGGCGCCGUCGGAGCUCUCCUCGAAGUGAUCACAGAUGAUAACGUGAUAUGGAAUCAACCAGGAUCUUCGACUGGUGCAUAUUGGUUGCAUGCAACAGUCUCGACGAGUUCAGCUAGUCCAUCGUACAUGGUUCGCAUCAAAGGUAGUGUUGGGACGCCCUCUCAGAGUGACAUUGCUAUAGAUGAUAUCAGCAUCUUCGAUGGCCCCUGCGCAGGGGCUACUAACCCACCACCAUGUCAGUUCUACUGUGAUAAUGGUGCGUGUUUGAAGGAUGCUACCUUGGUCUGUAACUUCAAUGAUGAUUGUGGGGACAGCAGCGAUGAGUUCAACUGCGGCACGUGUGAUUUCGAGUCGGAUUGGUGUAAUUAUACUGAUACUAGUAUAGGCAGUAUGAUAUGGCAGAGAGGUAAAGGGUCUACAUCAACAACUGGCACAGGUCCAUCUAAAGAUCAUACUACAGAUUCCGUUGAGGGAUACUACUUAUACAUUGAUGCUAGCCAGGGAUCUAGUUACAGUGAAGCUAGUCUAAUGUCCCCUGAAAUGAAUGAGGCUAGUCCCAGCUGUAUUCUCGAGGUCUGGAUUCAUAUGUAUGGACAAGACAUUGGAUCUUUUGGUAUAUACAUCGUAUCUGGAUUAGAGAGUGCUCUUUUGUUUUGGGAUGAGAGAACUAAUCGAGAUGAGUGGUUUAGAUCCUCUGUUGGUGUCGGUCGAAUCAGGGGAACUUUCCAGAUUCAAGUCCUUGCCCAAAGAUCAUUUGAUGUUAUAGGAGACAUUGCAAUUGACGACAUCACUUUCCGGGAUUGUGGAUUUCCAGAUCCUCCUCCAGAGGGUUGCACAUCAGAUGAGUUUACAUGUGCCAAUCUGAGAUGCAUAGCUACAGACCGAGUAUGUGAUCUCACAGACGACUGUGGGGACAUGUCGGAUGAAAUCAAUUGCGGUAAAUCAUUUUAGAUUUAUACAAAGUUUAUCUAUUCCAUAUUCCAUAUAUAUCUAAACUGAAUAUUGAAAAAAGUAAUAGAAUUCCAUAAAUUCAGUCAACAACAGUACACAUUAUGAUUUGGUUAUGAUAGUUAAGACGAGACAAGUGCACAUGAAUGCAUUCUAAAACGAACAAUAGGAUAUUUUUUUUAUGUUUGCGGGAGCGAUUAUAUGUGGCCAUUGACUCGAAAGGCUGGUGUCUUCUGCCAUUUAAGAAUGAAACACACCAAC